Messenger RNA from Uncinocarpus reesii 1704, 789 nucleotides. RefSeq lists its product as uncharacterized. Gene Ontology annotation, molecular function: catalytic activity. Lineage: Eukaryota; Fungi; Ascomycota; Eurotiomycetes; Onygenales; Onygenaceae. The coding region runs from base 1 to 789 and encodes 262 amino acids. The record is from RefSeq and is a predicted model, not a curated record. The transcript has a single exon.
AUGUCUUCAGACACCAGAGCCCUUCAGCUCCGCCAGCUUCACACCCCAGGGAAGCCCAUCGUCUUCACAAACGUCUACGACCCCGUAACAGCGAAGAUCGUAGCUUCCAACCCCUCAUCAGCAGCCCUCGCCACAGCCAGCUACGCGGUUGCCGCCGUCCACGGCCUAGACGAUGACGAUCUGGACCUCGACACCAACCUCGCUGCCGUAAAGCCCAUUGCCGAAAUCGCAAUCAAACACGGCAAGCCCUUGACCGUCGACUUGCAAGAUGGCUAUGGCUCCAAACUCGAAGCCGCCAUCGAGGCCAUCAUCGCCGCCGGCGCAUCCGGCUGUAACCUGGAAGAUCGAGACAACCAAACAGGCAAACUGUUCCCCCUGGACGUGGCCGUCGACCGGGUACGCCGCACCCUGGCUGCCGCCGCGAAAGCCGGCGUGCCGAAUUUUGUUCUCAAUGCCCGCACUGACGCCGUUGUAUCGAAUAACGAUCUCGAAGAUGCUAUUACUCGCGGCAGGGCCUACCUCGACGCCGGCGCAACCACGGCCUUUGUUUGGGGCGGGCCCGGCCGCGGCUUAAGUCGGGACGAAGUCGUCAGAUUGUCAAGCGCGUUUGGCGGCAGGCUGAAUGUCAUUGCGGCUGAAAAUGGGCUUACCAUCCAGGAGCUGGCCGAUAUUGGGGUCGCGAGGAUAAGUGUCGGCCCACGCCUCUUCCGAAAAGCAAUGGCGGCGUUUACAGACUCUGCAAAUGAGCUGUUGGGCCAGUACCAAGCCAUGAAGUCGCGCGCAGAAUAG